AUGGCAAACAUCGAGGAGGAAUACAAAGCCAAAAACUGGGAAGGCCUCCGCACUCCGGCGCUCCAGCGGGCGCGCCAGAACAACGUCACGUCGAUUGAGCGUCUGCUCUUAUCGGUGUGCCUUUUCGACGACGACGUUGAAAAGGCAGCCUUCUUUCUCUGUCACUACAUGUUGACAGUGCCGUCCGGGCAGGCCAUCACGUACCGCAACGUGGCCUCGCUCCAGCGUUUGGCUCCCGCCGCACGCCGCCACGUUGCAGAGGUGGUCUGGUACCCCGUCAAAGGGCACGACAUGCACACGCUCCUCAUGCGCGGCGCGCAGACUAAACACCUUGUUGGCGGGGCUGCGGACUUCGUUGGCGCCUUGGCUCUCCAAGGCGAAACCCUCGUUGGUGGUGAGUACAGAGCACCGGUGAUCGACGCGGUGGGCAACGUGGUGGCCCACGUGGAUCUCUCGGACCUUGAGGCUUUCCUCAGUGGCGUCCAGGCUACGGGUGCGCAGCGCUACCGCACGGUAGAGGCGAAGCUGGCCUCCCUGGUCACUGCUGCGAAGUCCAAGCAGCGCCGGCAACGCCUCUCUCACUGGGAUACGCAAAACUACCGCUAA
Molecule: messenger RNA, 606 nt
Organism: Leptomonas pyrrhocoris
Lineage: Eukaryota; Euglenozoa; Kinetoplastea; Trypanosomatida; Trypanosomatidae
Exons: 1
Coding region: 1-606 (201 amino acids)
Source: RefSeq, a predicted model, not a curated record